Planococcus citri (citrus mealybug) is the source of this 2268-nucleotide messenger RNA. RefSeq names its product ras-related protein Rab-30-like. The coding region runs from base 331 to 936 and encodes 201 amino acids. Gene Ontology annotation, molecular function: GTP binding; GTPase activity. The record is from RefSeq and is a predicted model, not a curated record. The transcript is spliced from 6 exons. NCBI's taxonomy places the organism in Eukaryota, Metazoa, Arthropoda, Insecta, Hemiptera, Pseudococcidae.
AUUUUUCAUGCAAAACAAAAUAAUUAAAUAGUGAUGAUAAGUAAGUUUGAUACUGAUUGAUUACUUGGUUAAAAUUUGAUUUUCCGAAGGGAUUAUCCCUCAUUUUUUCAAUAUCAAUAUUAAACGGUAAUUUGGAGUUGAAAGUUCAUGACGAUGAAGAUUAUUGGAUCAGUGAAUCGUUACUCGAAGUUGUUCAAAAUGAGUAUCUAGUGAAGCAGAACAUCUCGUCCGAAUUAUUCUUACAAGUGAUAUUGGAUCUUAAAUGAAUAAACAAUAUGUUCUAAAUUCAACUUUAGAAGAUUCGAGGAUUACGUCGUAUUCAUUAACAUAAUGGAAGAUUAUAAAUUCCUUUUCAAAGUAGUUCUCGUAGGAAAUGCUGGUGUAGGAAAAACAUGUCUAGUUCGCAGAUUCACACAGGGUUUAUUUCCACCAGGUCAAGGUGCCACGAUUGGCGUUGAUUUUAUGAUUAAAACCAUAGAUAUCGAUAACGAAAAAAUUAAAUUACAAAUUUGGGACACUGCUGGUCAAGAAAGAUUUCGUUCCAUAACUCAGAGUUAUUAUCGUUCAGCUCAUGCCUUAAUAUUAGUCUAUGAUAUAAGUUGUCAGCCAACUUUCGACUGCUUGCCAGAUUGGCUUCGAGAAAUCGAAGAAUAUGCUAACAGCAAAGUGCUUCGUGUUCUUGUUGGUAACAAGCUCGACAUCGAAGAUCGUGAAAUCCCUACCGAAGUUGGAGAACAAUUUGCUCAAAGGCAUAACAUGUAUUAUCUAGAAACAUCAGCUAAAGAAGCAGAAAACGUGGAAAAACUUUUUAUACAAAUUGCUGCCGAAUUAAUGGAGCAAGCUCGUUGUAAAGAAUUGCCUAGGUACGAUAAUGGUAGCGAAUCUAUCGAUCCUAAAGCUACAACUAUACGAACGAAUCCGUGCUGUAGUAACUGAAGCUUAUGUUUUCGAAAUGUGUUAGCAAAAUAUAAUUACGUUAUUUUUUAUAUUAUUGCCAUGACACAGCGAAAUUCCGAAAAAAAUCUGUACUUAAUAUAUUUACGAAUGUUUUGUAAGAACGUUUUCGUGUUAUCUUAAGUAGGUCUCUCUUUUUUUUAUCGUAGCACCUCCAUUUCAGUAUUAUUUUUUGAACGAUUCCUACGUUUAUUUUUUAAGUCGAUUUUAAUUGUUUUAAGAACAUUUCGCAUCUUUCUUUUUAUUUACGGGGUGAAGUCUUUCAUGUUUUUUUCCCCUUCACGUUCAACUAUUACAUUACCCGGUGCGCUUGCUUUAAUGAAUUUUGAUUCUGAAUCCAUUCCAAACCAUGUGGUAGUAUCGUCAUUUUUCUACAUUUUUAAUAUCAAAUUGAUAAUAUUUCGGAUUACAUUCAUGAUUGGCGAUUUUUGCGGACCAAUAUUCUAUCUCGUUCUAAAUGAACUCAAAAAAUUAAGUUUUCGAUGAUGGCAGCUCAUGGUUAAUUUUGUUGUUGAUUUUUUUUUAUUAGUGUUUGUGUUUAAAAAACCUCGAUUAGGUUUUUGUUUUCGUUAAUUUUGAAAAAUUAUAGUUUUAUUUUCGCAUUUUCAUCACGAAAUGGGCUUUAUUAAAUAUCGAAAUUGAUUUUUCGUUUCAACUUAAUAGGUUUAAGUGAUUUUUUUAAUAUGUUCCUACUGCGGUACUACAUAAAAUCCAGGUUACCUAAAUGUGUAUGAUAUAAUUCACUUUAACGAUUAAGAUUUACAACGCGUAUAUACUUAAUAUUUAAUUGUAUUUUGUAUUGUAAAAAAUCGUUCGUUUUCAAAACCACGUUUUUUUAUAUACAUUAUUCGCAUUUUUAAUUCUUUAACUGUACGAAAAGACUGUAAUUUUUCUCGGAAAAAUUCAUGCUUCUGUUUUCGUAAGUACAUUGCAUACUUAAUAUUUGAAUUUGUUGCUGUGCUUCGGCGUAUUUUAUUUUAUAAAUUAUUUUCAGCAAGCUAUGACAAAGUGUUGAUAAAGUUAACGCAGUGUGAUUUUUUUUCUCUCUUAUCAAACUUACACGUUAUGUUUUUUUUUUUAAAUUGCGUCCUUGUAUGUACAUAGUUUUAACGACAAUCUUAGUUCUUAGUAGUUUUUAAUAAUGUAAUUGUAACUUAUGAUUAGUUGUAAACAUAUGCGAUGUUACCAGUGUUUAGAGAUGCUAAUUUUUGUUAAUGUUUAUUAGUUAACAUAUCACGUUCAGCUUUAUUUCAACUAGUGCAAUAUAUUCACAUUCCAAAGUUUCGACUUUAAUUAUAUGUAUUCGAUGUUCUA